Molecule: messenger RNA, 7125 nt
Organism: Caretta caretta (loggerhead turtle)
Lineage: Eukaryota; Metazoa; Chordata; Testudines; Cheloniidae
Gene: FMN2
Product: formin 2
Biological process (GO): intracellular signal transduction
Source: RefSeq, a predicted model, not a curated record
CAUUGGAAGGAGCUGUCUGCAGCUUUCAGUGCUGUACUGAGCAUGUCCCAGUAGAGCACUGUGCAAGCAGCAUAUUAUGCAAAAAGGCAGCUCUAGCAGAUGGGGGAGAGGCACAGCAAGCAUUUGCGUCGCUUGCAUCACCACCGCCUGAAAACAAACCUGGAUUGCUAGAAAGGAGCUCGCCGACAGGCCAAGUGAAUGAAAUCCAGCAGCAUGGCUUGAUUUCUGAAGGGGUUGGAUUGCUAAAAAUCAUGGGGAACCAAGAUGGGAAGAUAAAGAAAAAUUCAGGUGAUGUAUGUGAAGGAGGAGAGGAUGCGUCUGGGCCCAAGGAUACAGAAGGCACAAAGAAGGGAGCAGGAAGCAAAAAAGGACUGGGGAAGCAUGGUAAAGGAAGUGAAUCUGGCAAAAAGAAGGGUAAGUCAGACUCUCGGGCCUCAGUGUUUUCAAAUCUGAGGAUCAGAAAAAAUCUGUCCAAGGCUAAAGAUGGGACCAGUAGUUCAAGGGAGGAUGUUUUAGAAAGCCAGGCCUUGCAUACAGGGGAGCUGGACAGUGCUCAUUCAAUUAUUAACAAAACUCCGGAUAUAAGCAUUUCUGCAGAUGAAGCGGGUCUCUCGGACACAGAUGUUGAGCAUUUUGAAAUUACAAAUGAAACUCGCCCAGCUGCUGCAGAGGCACAGGAUGGACAAAGGACCAGCUCUGGCUCUGAUACAGAUAUAUACAGUUUCCAUUCAGCCACAGAACAAGAGGAUUUGCUUUCUGAUAUCCAGCAAGCUAUUAGACUGCAGCAGCAGCAGGGGGCAAUUAACAUUGGAACUGAGGAGCAGGUCACCAAAACAAUGGAUCCACACAUGGCUAAUUCUCAAGCAGCCCCCUUAGAUCUUGAACGGUUUCUUUCAGUGACUAGCAGUGACAAAGAGAGUAGCCCAGAAACUGAGCUGGCUGUCUCAGCAAUAUCUGAAAUUACAGAAACCAUUCCCCACAGUGAAAUUGAAAGUGAACUGAAAGAUACAGCAAAUGUAACAGCGUAUCCUGGUAACCAUUUAUUUGAAACACAAGAACACAAGCUAUGGACUGCUGAACAGGAACAUCUUGAGGCUGAAGUGAAUGCUGUAGCUAGUGAACUCAAGGAUUAUCCACAUUUAAAUGCAGCAGUGGCAGAAAAUGGGUCUCACAUAGACAGUUCUGCAUUCCAUUUUCUGUUCCCAGCAGCAGAUUCGGAGACUGAAAUUAGUGAAGUACAAGCUGUUGAUUUCCCAGGUUCUGGAAGAGAUGAUGAUUUUUCAGAUGCAGGCCAUGAUCAUGCUGCUGAGACUCAGGAAGGCAAAUGCAGUUUAUCAGCCAGCCAAGAGGCACUGGAGAGUGGUUUUUCUACUGAAAUGAAAAAUGGCACUUUGUCAUCUGGGGAGAUAGUGGAAAGUCCUCAGCUCAGUUCCCGAUGCUUUAAGCCAUACCUAAUUAACCCAUGUUACAUCAAAACCACAACUAGGCAGCUGAGUUCUCCCAGUCAGUCACCUUCUCUUUCCCCAUCCCAGAGCCCACUUUUUAAGAGACGACACGAGUCCUUCCACAGAAAAGAGAAGGAAUCAAUCAAGAAGCAAAGGUCCGUCAGUUUGGCUGGUUAUUUCAGUCGAUCAGCAGACUGGACAGAAGAGCUAUCUGAUCACAAAGGUGAAAUAUCUAAAAAGGUUGGCUCUGCAGACUUACUGGAGUACAGGAGGUCCAGGGAGAGAUUGCAAGAAGAAAGAGAGCCUUUGACUCACUCAAGGAAGUCCUCAGGGGUCCAGGCUUCUACUGAUAACUUUCCCAAUGUCUUUACAGGACGAACUCUCCUGGAAAAACUGUUCAGCCAGCAGGAGAAUGCCCCACAGGAAGAAGCAGAAAAGCUGUGUUCUAGGAUCAUUGCAAUGGGGCUCCUACUUCCUUUCAGCGAUUGUUUCAGAGAACCAUGUAAUCAGAGUGCGCAUCAGAGCACACCCACGUUUGAUCAAGACCAGCUUUAUACUUGGGCUGCAGUUAGCCAACCCACACAUUCAUUGGAUUACAUCGAAGGGAGGCUUCCAAGGAGAAUUCCAUCCGUGUGGCCACCACCCAAGCCUCCCGACGAGGAGCAAAAACUCAAACAUAUGGAAGCAGAGUUUGAAGCAACUAUCUUGGAAACACAGAAACAAUACAUAGAGGAUGUUCAGCGGGUACAGGAUGAUUUCGAGUUGAAAUCUGAGGAGCGUGCUAAUGUAAUUCAGCAGCUGGAACAAACCAUCGAGGAUCUGAGGACCAAAAUUGCAGAACUGGAGAAACAGUUCCCAGCCCCAACGGAGGCACAGAUUCCUUGCAGAGACCAAGAGAGUGAGAGUGGACACCCAGUUUGUGGGGAACGUGGUAAUGUGGAUCUUCAAACAGAUGAAGAGAAUGUUCUACCCAAAACAGUUUUACAAGUAAAAUCAGUACAAACUUCACCAGUAGAAGAUAGUUUUACACACUCAAAGCCUUCAGCCAACGCACUGCCACAGUCUCCUCCCCACCUGGAAGGGGAUAAAAUUGAACUGCCAUCUCAGCCAUUGCCAACUUUUGAACUACAUCCCACAUAUUGUUCUGAAGUAUCUUUAAUUCUGUCACCAAAACUAAUCUCGACGCAGCUCGAUGAAAGCCAGUCCACAGAAAGUACAUCACAGCCACCUCGUGCAGGACCUGACACGGAUCUAUCCUCUUCUUUGUUUCAAGAAGCGACUGUAUCGCCAGCUCCCCAUCAGUCUCGAAGUACUGAGAGUGUGACUUGCAGUGAUUGUUUCCCUUCUGUAUCCUCUGAACCCACUUGUAGCAUCCCACCCCCACUGCCUGGCACAGAACUAUCUGUUCCCCUGCCUGGAGCAGGACGCUCUUCCUUCACAUCACACUUGCCUGGUGCAGGUGUCCCAUCCCCACCACCUUUGCCUGGUUCAGGACUUUUCUUGCCUUUGGCUGGCACAGCAGUGCCACCCCUGGGCUCCUCGUUGCCUGGCAUAAUUAUGCCACCUCCUCUACCCCCACCUUUGCCUGAUGGAGCGAUGCCACUGCCUCCCGCUCCCCCAUUUCUUCCAUGUGCGGGAAUCCCACCUCCGGCCCCUCCUCUGCCUGGGGCAGGAAUACCUCCGGCCCCUCCUCUGCCUGGGGUGGGAAUGCCCCCCCCUCCCCCGCCCCCUCCUUUGCCUAGUGCAAGAAUCCCAUGCCCACCUCCUUUGCCUGGUAUGGGAAUGCCUCCCCCACCCUCACCCCCUCCUCUGCCUGGUGCAAGUAUCCCAUGCCCACCUCCUUUGCCUGGUGCAGGAAUGCCGCCCCCUCCCCCACCACUGCCUGGUGCAGGAAUGCCGCCCCCUCCCCCACCACUGCCUGGUGCAGGAAUGCCGCCCCCUCCCCCACCACUGCCUGGUGCAAGUAUCCCAUGCCCACCUCCUUUGCCUGGUGUAGGAAUGCCGCCCCCUCCCCCACCACUGCCUGGUGUAGGAAUGCCGCCCCCUCCCCCACCACUGCCUGGUGUAGGAAUGCCGCCCCCUCCCCCACCACUGCCUGGUGUAGGAAUGCCGCCCCCUGCCCCUCCGCCGCCACCACCUGGGGCAGCUCUUUCUCUUCCACCACCAGCCCAGGGAGGCUUCUUGCCAACUUUUGGCCUUCCACAAGUCUGUGGGGUUCUUCCUCCUCCAUUACCAGUCGGUUUAUUUGUACUGGGGAUGAAUCAGGAUAAAGGGAGCAGGAAACAUGCAAUAGAACCUUCUCGACCCAUGAAGCCUCUUUAUUGGACAAGAAUUCAGCUUCAUAGUAAAAGAGAUUCUAAUGCUUCACUUGUGUGGGAAAAAAUUGAAGAGCCUUCUAUAGAUUAUCAUGAGUUUGAAGAACUGUUUUCCAAAACAGCUGUUAAAGAGAGGAAGAAACCAAUUUCAGACACCAUCACAAAGACAAAGGCUAAACAAGUUGUCAAGUUAUUAAGCAACAAAAGAUCUCAGGCAGUUGGAAUACUAAUGUCCAGUCUUCAUUUAGAUAUGAAAGACAUCCAGCACGCUGUUGUGAACUUGGACAACUCUGUGGUUGACCUAGAGACCCUUCAAGCCCUCUAUGAGAAUAGAGCACAAUCAGAUGAACUGGAAAAAAUAGAAAAGCACGGCAAAUCAUCGAAAGAGAGGGAGAAUGCCAAAUCUUUGGACAAACCUGAACAGUUUCUUUAUGAACUCUCACUAAUCCCCAACUUUUCAGAACGAGUAUUUUGUAUCCUGUUCCAAUCAACAUUUUCAGAAACCAUUUGCUCUAUCCAUCGCAAACUUGAAUUGCUACAGAAACUGUGUGAGACUUUGAAAAGUGGGUCAGGAGUUAUGCAGGUUCUGGGUUUGGUUCUCGCAUUUGGAAAUUACAUGAAUGGUGGAAACAGGACACGGGGACAGGCAGAUGGGUUUGGAUUGGACAUUCUUCCAAAGCUGAAAGAUGUUAAGAGCAGUGAUAAUAGCAGAAGUCUUCUAUCAUAUAUUGUCUCAUAUUAUUUGCGUAAUUUUGAUGAGGAUGCUGGAAAAGAGCAAUGCAUCUUUCCUCUUCCAGAGCCACAGGACCUCUUUCAGGCUUCACAAAUGAAAUUUGAAGACUUUCAAAAAGAUCUUCGCAAACUAAAAAAAGAUUUGCGAGCAUGCGAGACAGAAGCGGGGAAAGUUUAUCAGGUAUCGCUAGAAGAGCACAUCCAGCCUUUCAAAGACAGCAUGGAGCAAUUCAUUAAUCAAGCUAAAAUCGACCAAGAAAAUGAAGAGAAGUCACUGACAGAAGCACAUAAAAGCUUUUUGGAAACUGCAGCCUAUUUCUGUAUGAAACCAAAAAUGGGAGAGAAGGAAGUGUCACCUCAUGCUUUCUUCAGUAUUUGGCAUGAAUUCAGUUCUGACUUCAAAGACCUCUGGAAGAAGGAAAACAAACUUAUUCUGCAAGAAAAAGUUAAAGAAGCAGAGGAAGUGUGCAGACAGAAAAAGGGGAAAUCGCUUUAUAAUAUAAAGCCAAGACAUGAUUCUGGAAUAAAAGCAAAGAUAAGUAUGAAGAUCUGAGAGAAGAAAAGCAAAACCCAUUGCCACUCGAUCAGUAAAACUCAACGUGUCUGUUGGGGGCGGGAAAGGAAACUACAUCAUUCAGAUCAUUUGUUUUCUUCUUGGCCUUUCAAAUUUGCUUUUUGUUCUCUAGAGUUUCUCACUGAUAGAAUGUGUAGUGUACAUUCAUGAAUGAAUGUGACCACUGUAAUGGAGUGCCCAGCAAUAGACUAGUUAUGGACAUGAGACAAGUUCCCUAUAUCCCAUGCCUCAUUCUCCACCCAAACACUGGCAUUUUGUAAAGUUUAUGGUAUAAUACCAGUAGACCAAACCAGCAUGCCUAAGAGGCAGCAUCUGCAUCAGUUCUGAACAUGCUGAAAAUUCUAUUUAAAGUUGAACUUCACAAGAAUGCUACUUGAUACAGUAACAUAUUUCCAUUCCUACUGGCAACAUCUGUCUAACACAAAUACUCCAUGGCACUGCAUUUAGAUUAGGGAAAGAAAUGUUACUUCUAGUGAAUUGUUUGUAUCCGUUUCACGUCGACAUUUGUCGUUUGUAUUUUGAAUCGUUAAGUGCUGUUUAUAAAGUAUAAUCAAUGCUUUCUCAACUUGUUUGGUUGCCCUCCAUGACUAAAUAUUUGUGGAACAAGAUGUUUACCGUAACUAUCUUUAAAAUCGAUAAGGCAGCAUACUUUUUCUUCAUCUUUUGCCAGAUAGUGAGUAGUGGGAGGGGGAGUUGGAAAACCUGAACCAAAAACAUUUAAGUGAAAAGCAGUAAACACAGAAAAUCACAGGAGUACUUCAGAGCAUAAAAGAGAAACUUAGGCACUUUAGCUUGCUAACAUGUAAAGCAGCUCAUUUGUAUACAGAAAAACUUAAGGGGUAUUACAGUUAUAUUGCUGAUUAUUUGAGUGAUACAAGAUUCUCAGGACUACCAUGUUGCUAGCCAGACUUCCUUUUUGAAUUAUCUUUUCAAUUAAUUUAAGACUCCCUUUAUCAGGGAUAUUAAAAGAUCUAUCUAGGGAUUGGCAUUCGAGAAUUACAGUAGUCAACUCUCGGGACAAAACAAAGGCUAUUGACUAAUUCAUGUCAAUUUCACAUUUAACAUCAGAGUCAUAACAUUUUCUCUCUAAGUAGUCCAUACCAUUGGCUAGGAGGCAAUGGAAAUCUGUGACUAUGCUUUCCUUUUUAAUCCACAUGAUUGAUUUCUAUUUGUGAUCUGGAAAUUAACCUAAGGAUUUCUCAGUUUUGAUUUGUUGAGCCAAUAAAGACCCUCUGCCCUAGAUAUAACUACUGAGCCCAACAUGAAUUGGCCUUGUAACUGUUCUCUUCCAAAGCACUAUUUUCUUGGAAACAGCAAUGUGUGGAAUGAAUUGGGUUCACAUGCUCACAAUCUCUUAGCAUUGAAGACACUAGCAGCAUAAACUUCUGAGUGGCUUGAGGUUUAACCUGCUGGGGUGGAUUAUUCCCUGUCUAGCCUAGUAUAUCAUAAGACAUUCCUGGUGGUCCAGAGGCAAAUGUACUGUACCAGGUGUCAUAAGGGCAAUGUAAAAUACAACCGCAGGAAUCCAUUGUUCUUCACGUAUGCUAAGCACUAGAAAAGAUGUUCUUCACUUGUGUGAAAAAUAAGUCUCCUGUAGCUUGAUAAAACUAUGUGAAAUUCUGUGUUCACGAUAAUUUCUGGCAAGAAUAUGAUUACCGAGAAUUGAGUUCUAAAAUCAUGUGGUGGUGGGAGUAAUGUUACUUCUUGCAAAAGGGAAAAGAGAUUAUUUGCUGUUUAUGAGUAACCUAUGGAAAGUAACUUAAAAAUAAAGUUUAUUUUAAUGGCACUGAUUCAAACCCAUGUUUGUAUUUAUGUAAACUAUAGUCUUUUGCUCUUAACUUUUGCAUUUAUUUUUAUUUACGUGCAAGGAUACAGUCGCAUGUUUUGGUUUUGUAGCCUUCCUGUUCCCUUCAGUACCUCCAGUAUGUAUAUGACCAUACUAAAUGAAUAAUAGGAUAUCUAACAGAGAUCGCUAUGUGCAAUACUGUAUUUAGUGUUUCUACUUCAAUUUUUUUAGAAUGUUAAUUUAUAUGAAAAUAAAAGGAAUAAUGAAACGAAA